Molecule: messenger RNA, 5096 nt
Organism: Biomphalaria glabrata
Lineage: Eukaryota; Metazoa; Mollusca; Gastropoda; Planorbidae
Product: 2-oxoadipate dehydrogenase complex component E1-like
Exons: 22
Coding region: 86-2875 (929 amino acids)
Biological process (GO): tricarboxylic acid cycle
Molecular function (GO): thiamine pyrophosphate binding; oxoglutarate dehydrogenase (succinyl-transferring) activity
Source: RefSeq, a predicted model, not a curated record
AAAUCUGUAACAUAGACACUGAUUUGGUGUUGACAGCAGGGGAAACUAAGUUGACCAUAUCGUCUAUUGAAAGUUGAAAAUAAAAAUGUUAUUAUGCAGGAUGCACAUGCGUUUGUUAUUAAAAAAUAAAAAUGUAUUAACGUCAUCAGUAACUUUUUAUCAUUCUAAAUUAGGAGUAUAUGGUUAUAAUCCACGAUGUCGAACCAAAGGCCUUUUGGAUUCGCAGUCAAAGGAUAACCUUUACACCUCUGAAGUGUUGAAGAAUAGACUCAAAUAUGCAAACGUUGUUCAGCUGAUUGACUCCUACAGAAAUUAUGGCCACUUGAAAGCUAAACUUGAUCCUUUGAAGCUCAAGGAAGAAAAAUGUUUACCAGAGCUUGAUUUAAGACUUUAUGGCAUUGAUGGCACAGACAAAACUGUCAUACCAACAUUGGGCUUACUGCAUGGAAACAGUACACAGAUAGCUCUAUCAGAGCUGGUUCAAACGCUAGAGAGAUUAUAUUGUAGUUCUAUUGCCGCAGAAUUUCAGCAUCUGCAGACACUUGAGGAAAGAGAAUGGUUUGCAGACAAAUUUGAAACUAGGCAUGAAAUAGAAGUCUCAGAUACUCGGAAAGUGGAACUAGCAAAGUUAAUGCUGAGGUGUGAGGCAUUUGAUCAUUUUGUGGGAACCAAAUUCUCCAAUGUGAAACGCUAUGGAGGUGAGGGAGGGGAGAGCAUGAUGGUUUGCUUUGAGGAACUAUUUCACAAGUGUGCUCUAAAUGAUGUAAAAGAUGUUGUUAUUUGCAUGCCACACAGAGGUCGUCUCAACUUUAUGACUUGUCUACUCAACUUUCCACCUGUCAUCGUCUUCAGAAAAAUGAAAGGCCUCUCAGAGAUACCUGUUGGCGCUAAGAGUGUUGGGGAUGUUCUUUCCCAUCUCUAUACAUCUGUGGACUUACCCUAUGCAGGAAAGCAAGUCCAUGUUUCACUGAUUCCUAAUCCUUCCCAUCUAGAGGCUAACAAUCCUGUAGCAGUUGGCAAAGCACGCUCUAAACUUCAGACUAGAUCAUCAGGAGAUUAUAGUGUGGAUUCAGAGUCGCAGCCAAAAAAUGAUGUUUUAUGUUUACAAGUUCACGGGGAUGCUAGUUUUGCUGGGCAGGGCAUUGUAGCUGAAACAUUUUGCUUUGCCAAUGCCCCACAUUUUGAAACUGGAGGCAGUGUACAUCUUAUAGUCAACAAUCAAGUUGGAUUCACAACAGAGUCUGAGAGAGGGCGAUCAUCUCAGUACUGUAGUGACAUUGCUAAAGUGAAUGGCUAUCCUGUGAUUCAUGUGAAUGGAGAUUAUCCUGAGGAUGUGCUGAGAGCAACAUCACUCGCUUUUGACUAUCGUCAGAAAUUUCACAAAGAUGUCAUCAUUGAUUAUAUCUGUUUCCGUAAAUGGGGCCACAAUGAAAUGGAUGAGCCAUCGUUCACCCAGCCUAGAAUGUACCAGGUCAUCAAUAACAGACAAAGUAUUCCUGAUCUCUAUUCAAAGUCUCUAAUUCAAGCAGGUCUUUGUGAAGACAAACACUUACAAGAAAAUGUCACUACAUGGACUUCUCAAUUAAACAACAACUUGGAACAAGUUUCUUCUCAUGAAGUCAAGCCUUUUCAUCUUCAAGGGCUUUGGUCUUCCUUUGUGCAGGCUGGGGAUCAGAUUACUACAUGGGACACUGGGGUGCCAGCAGACAUAUUAAAGUAUGUAGGUGCCAGAUCUGUGACAGUUCCACAGGACCUGAAAGUUCACCCUACAAUUAAAAAGACUCACAUUGAAAGAAGAAUUAAUAGAUUGACAGAGGGAACACAUUUAGAUUGGGCAACUGGGGAAGCCUUGGCUUUUGGCUCAUUGUUACAUCAAGGUUACAAUGUUAGAAUCAGUGGACAAGAUGUUGGCAGAGGGACAUUCAGUCACAGACACUGCAUGAUAGUUGACCAGGAGACUGACCACAUCUAUAUUCCUCUAAACAAACUUUCUGAAACACAGACGGGUUUUUUGGAGGUGGCUAACAGUGUCCUUUCAGAAGAAGCAGUCCUUGGCUUUGAAUAUGGAAUGAGUAUAGAUCAUCCCAACACACUGGUCAUUUGGGAGGCUCAGUUUGGAGACUUUUUCAAUGGAGCCCAGCCAAUCAUUGAUACUUAUGUCACAUGUGGAGAAUUAAAAUGGUUGCUGCAGUCUGGAAUCGUCAUGCUUCUUCCUCAUGGAAUGGACGGAGCUGGUCCUGAACAUUCUUCUUGUAGGAUUGAAAGAUUCUUACAGCAAUGUGACAGCAAGGAAGAUGGAGUGGAUGGGGAUGACGUAAACAUUCAAAUUGUAAACCCAACUACACCAGCUCAGUAUUUUCAUCUGCUGCGUCGACAGAUGGUGAGAAACUUCCGCAAGCCUCUAAUUGUAGCUGCUCCUAAAAUGAUCUUGCGCUCUCCUGCUGCUGUUUCCUCCUUGGCGGACAUGGAGUCAGGGACCCAUUUCCAUCCCGUGCUAGCUGACCCAGAUGUCACACCUGCUGAUGUCACUCGUGUGGUCUUCUGCUCAGGCAAACAUUAUUAUUCCCUGGUGACAGAGAGAGAGACAAGAGCUGCCAGACAUGUGGCUCUUGUCAGACUGGAGAGUCUCUGCCCUUUCCCUACCAAUGAGCUACAGGAGGUACUUAAAAAAUACCCAAAAGCCAAACAGUUUAUCUGGAGUCAGGAGGAACAUAGGAAUAUGGGAGCAUGGACAUUUGUACAACCCAGAUUUCAGAAUCUUGUUGGCUGUAAUUUGAAGUAUGCUGGAAGAAAAGUCCUGGGCAUCCCAGCUGUGGGUAUUGGUGAACUACACAAGGCUGAAGUAACUGACGUCUUGAAUCAGACUUUUGUUUGAUUCAUUCUAGUCUGGUCAAUGGUUGAGUUUUAUGUUUUGGAAAUGUGAUCAAGUAUUCUGUCAGAAUUUGCUUUAAACAAGAGUAUACACUGUAUUUCUAUGCAUACUUUGCAUUUAUUUACUAUUUUACACAAUUUAUUUACAUGUUUCAAUGUUUCAUUGAAAUGUAUCAAAUAAUUUAAUUUUUUUCUUGCAUUUACAUCAAUGUUAUUUGUCUAGUUAUAUUACUAGAACCUAAUGAACAUAAGUAUAGAGACUGAAACUAUUGUGUUAUACAAACAGUAUUUUGAUUUACACAAGAAUCUCAAUCACAAAUAAUGUCAAUGAGAUGCUCCAUGCUUGUUACAUACAACAUAACAGCUAAAGGAACAAUUCUAUUAUCUAUUCUAGUGCAAUUAUCUACUAAACAUUGGUCCAUGAAUGGUACAGACCUUGACUAAGUUUUCUUUAUGGAAGCACAAUAUUGAACAUUUUUAUGAUAACAUUUUGAACAGAAUAGAAUAUGCUCUUACUUAACAUUUUGAAGAUACGAUCUACAUUCUUUAAGCAAUAAAAAAAAAAGCAACAAAGAACAAGUAGAGAAAGUGAUUUAGAGGAAUGUGGAACCAUAUAAAGAACCCUAAGGAAAAACAUGAGAAAAUGUGAGGAUAGUAAGAGUGAGAGAGUUUCUGAAUAAAUAUAAAAAAAAAAAAGCAAUGUGAAGGAUGCUAAAUUGAAUAUUUAGUGUAGCCACUAGCUCUAGAGUAGCAGUUGAUCUUUGUAUUCAAGUCAUUUGUCCGCAUGUUUUCAUAUGUUCUUAGUUGUUCCACUGUCAUAAAGUGAACCUCUAAUACUUCUUCCAUAUUGGUAGAAUAUUAUUUUUAUUCUACAGAAGGGUUAAUAGGACAAACUAAUCUUUUAAAACAAAUCUAAACAUACUAUGUUCUGUAUGUCAGAAGCACCAAAAUAGUUAGCUAUUAAUAGUAAUCUGCCAUAGAAGCAAAUCUUCUAUAGUGAAACUUGGUGUUCUUUGAGUAGUUUAUAACAUAUUUUGUUUUAUUUAUAAUUUGUGGGAUAGCUUACCUCAAUAAAAUGCUGAAAUGAGAACAAGUUUUUUAGAAUUUCUUUUUUAAAGUGUUCCAUUCUGAAGUUUAGCUCAAACUAUAACAAGAGAUUUUUCAUUUUGUUUGCUCUAAUUUUUUGGCUGGGAUAUAUAGACUUAAUAAAUUCUCACAUUAAUGUAAGGGUUGCACAACUUAUUUUGGACUUUCAAAAAUCUAUUUUCAACUUAUAGAUAAUUGAAAUAACCCCCAUAACAAGACCUAAAUUUAAGCUUUCUUAUAUAUUAAUGGACCAUAAUCACAAAUAACAUAAGAAGCCAGACACAUUUAUGUCACAUCAUUUUGAACCCAGCAUUUACCUUGCUUUAAUUUUUUAAAGCAUGACUUUAUUUGUAUUGAUCAUGUUAGAUUUGGUCAAGUGUAUAUGUUUCACUGACAUGCUGAUUUAAUUUUUACUCAUUUAUGACAGUAAAAGCAAUAUUUAGUUUAUUUUUAUUUGAGACAUCCAGUAUUUACUGUGUAUAAGAUGCACCCAGCGAUCAAAGAGAUUUAUUUAUUCUCUGUGUUUAGAUUACUUUUAAAGUAGUAUGAUUGAAAAUUCUCUUCUUAAUGGUUUCUAAGAGGGGUACAUGAAUAGCCUUUUGUAUGUGCAAUGCAAAGUGGCCUCAAGAGCAUUUAAAGCAAUUCUUCCCACUUAAUCUAUUCAGGCCAAUAUAUUUCAUACAUUUUCGAGUCCUCUUGUUGUGUAUAUUAAAAUCAUAUCUGUUGAUUUUCUAGUCAUGUAUUUUUUUCCCAGUUCAAAGAUAAAGUUUUUUGUAAUUGUUAUGUUGUUAUUCUAAAGUGUUGAACGUUUUCAGCUCUAAGUGCCAGUUUUUUAAAAAUCACAUUAUUUGUUUAAUAUGGAUAUUCCAAAUAGGUUAAGUAAUUAAAAUGUUUACUGGUAGAUGCAUUUAAUGUAUCUCUGCAUGUGAAUCAGAUUGGACCUAAUCCAACUGUACUUUCAAUGAAAUGUUGCUAUUAAACUGUGUUGAAUAUUGAUUUGUUCUGUAAAUGUACAGUGUUGUGUUAUUGGCUGGAACAAGAAAAUGUCCCUUUGUUUAAUGUCAUUUUGUUAUUCGUUACAGUUUGAAAAGAUAUUAAGAAAAGUGCAGCUGUAAUAAAAACAGAUUUUACAUUCAUUA